This is a messenger RNA of Penaeus monodon (black tiger shrimp), 2422 nucleotides long. RefSeq lists its product as uncharacterized. The transcript has 6 exons. NCBI's taxonomy places the organism in Eukaryota, Metazoa, Arthropoda, Malacostraca, Decapoda, Penaeidae. Bases 1 to 1680 code for a protein of 559 amino acids. Gene Ontology annotation, cellular component: extracellular region. The record is from RefSeq and is a predicted model, not a curated record. Gene Ontology annotation, molecular function: chitin binding.
AUGGGGGAUCUUGUAUGGCUGAACAGAAUUUUGAUAACACAGACUGACACGGGAUAUAAGAAACUGGAUUCCACUUUACGCAAACAUAGCAUGAAGAUUAAGAAUGUCCAUGCUGUUUGCAUAUUCUCACGGAGUUUCUCGAAUCUGUUUACACUUUAUAUUACUCUGAAGGGGGCGGGUCCUCGUGGAGUUUCCCUUCGAGAGAGCUUAUUUAAAGGACGUCCAGAGAGAAAGCCUCAGUUUCGUGCUGACUUACUCCAGACGAAGGUGACUUGGAGCUUCAUCAUCUCACAAGGACACAAAAUGCGGGCGUUUCUGAUAUUGGCCGUGGUGGCGCUGGCCGUCGAGGGGCAGCUAAGACCAGGUCCUCCGAGACGAGGCCCACCACACCGCAGGCAGUUCCAGGGCCCACCGCGAGGAGGACCCCCAUUCCGAGGCCCUCCACUCCCUCCCCCUCCAGGUUUCCGAGGACCACCUCCUCCCCCUCCUCCGGGCGCGUUCAGACCCCAGGGCGGGCCAGGGUUCCGACCGGGCCAGGGGCAGACGUUGGGCCAGCUGCCCCUGAACCCGCGGCCGGAGUUCGACAACCCCAACUUCAUCCCGCGCGAGGAAGCUGUCUUUUCCGGGGAGGAGGUGGCGUUCAGCGCCGGCGACGACUUCGGUCCGCUCUUCGCCGAUGACGUCCAGGGCCCCCGCCAGAGCCACGAGCGGUUCCGGGACGACGAAGGAGGCAGCCUGGAAGCCACGCCCUUCUUCCAACCCGACCACGACCUUCCUGCGGCCACCGAGGACUCGCAUGGCCUCCCCGAAGCCCCCGCCCCCCAUCAGCAGGUGGAGGAACCGCACCAGUUCGAGGAGGAGACACAGGAGGUUGUCGACGUCUUGUCAGCGCCCCCUUCUAGACGGCCCCGCCCACCCUCGCAGCGGCCACGCCCACCUCAGAGCCGGUUCCCGUCGCAUCCCAAUCAGUUCCCUCUGCACAACGUCAUCGAGGAAGCUCCACCUCAGACCCGUCAACGACCCCUCCGUGACCCCCUCGUCGAGUACCAAUACGACGACGAAGAAGGCGAAGACGAGGACGAGGAGGAAGAACCCGACCGCCUCUCGAUCUUGCUGCAAGACUCCCACUUUACUUGUGCCUCCAAGAAGAAUGGUUAUUACGCUGACGAAGAGGUGGAUUGUGAGGUCUUCCAUUACUGCCAGGAUAGCGUGAAGCACUCCUGGUUGUGUCCUGAGGGAGCGUCCUUCCAUCAGGUCCACCUGAUUUGCAUGCCCCGGUCCGAGGACAACAUCUGCGCCAAAUCCUCCAAGUUCCACUUCGUGAACGAGUUCCUCUACAAGGAGGUCGAGGGCGAGAACAAGACCUACGCCGACCGCUACUACCCAGAGGGAUUCGAGGACGGCGUCGCUAACCUCGAGGACGCACCGGCUCCUGUGCGUGACUUCCCCCAGCACAACGAACCGAUCCACCAGGACUUCGUGGAGGAUGCCCGGCCCGUUCCCUUGCCCCCUCGCCGCCCCGACUCCUUCCUGGACCGCCUCCCACCCUCAGGUCCGGCGCCGCAGCAGUUCCUCCCGGUUGAGGAGCAUCCGGGGAGGCCCUUCGUGGAGAGGCGUCCGGGUCAGUUCGCGAGACCUCACCCUCGCCCUAACGGACCUCAGUUAGGCUUCCAGGGAUAAAGGGGGGAACGUCGCUAUAAUAUGCAUCUUAAUAAAAAAAACAACAACACCAGCCGGGCUUAGAGGAAGCUUGGCAACGUUAAAAAUCAGGGAAAUCACACGAUACACGUGUUCAAACUCACUCUUGUAGGUUACGUGUGUUCAGUCUGAUUCUCCCCGUUUAGCCGUUCAGUGUUUAUUUAUUGUUUCAGACCACAACUUGACCUCCCACUUGCCCCUUACCUCGUCAAUCUAUCCCCCCAAAAAACACAUGUAAUCCCGUAAACCAAAGAAAAAUCUCGCAACCAUGACGCGCCAUUGUGAGAGGAAAUUCGGGAAAAAUGACUCGAGCCUACACGUAUUUCCAGACAAAAGAGCGAAGCUUCGAAACACACAAUUGUUUUGUUUAGGAAAAUCGCCCCAAGGAGAAUGGCUUGAGACCACGCGUAUUUAGAGCGAAGCUUCGAAACACACAAUUGUUUUGUCAAGGAAAUUCGCCCCAAGGAAUGACUUGAGACCACGCGUAUUUCGAGGCAAAGGAGCGAAGCUUGAAACACGCAAUUGUUUUGCUUCGAAUCCGACAAAUAUCGGUGACUAUUAACCGACUGUGUCUAAAUACAAGGAGAGGAAAAGAGGUCCAUUGUGGUCAACAUUUUUUGUAUAUAUGUUCUGUUGUUAUAAAUAUUUUGUUAAAAGCUGUUAUCUCGGCAGGGUUCUUGCAAUCACCGCCUUGUCUGUAGUACUAAAUACAUUUGAGCACCAA